UAUGUGUUAAUGUGUAGAUAUUUUAUUAACGAGUCACAAAUUAAGAUAAAACAAAUAAUAUGAAAUUGUAAUUAACAAAACGAAAUAUUUAAGGCCAGUGAAAAAAAAAAUUGUACAAAAGUAGAUAAGAAACAAAAGAAGCCAUAAAAAAUCUAAAAAAAAUAUUUUGAACGACCUGCUUAGAAUUUGUGUCAAUUUUUUUUUUGUUAACACGACAAAAAUCAUAAAUUUGGAUAAUUUGGCAGAAAUUUAAUUUAAAUUCCGCACGAGACUUCACACAAUAAAUUUUAGAAAAAAAAAAAUGAGUCGCAAAGUUGAUACUUCGUUCAUCCCCGAUUUGCCGGCAGGAGCUUUAGACGAGCAUCGUGCGAAACAUCUCGAUUGGAAGCGCCUUCGACUGGUUUUUGAGCCAGAAUCUGUUCUCAGAAUAAAAUAUCAUGUCUGGGAAGUACUUGAAAAAGAUCCGUUAUUCCGGAAACCACUUUGUACAUUGCCAGUUGAUGAGCAGAAGAGACGAGCUGCGGUUCAAAUGAAUCGUGUUGCGGAUUAUAAUUUUGCUCCGAAGGAAGUUCAGGAGGAUGCGUACAAGCCAAGGAUUCGUCACUUGAUGAGCGUCAACGAAGCCCUUUUCGCCAUUUGCCCGAGUCUCUCCGUAAAAAUGGCUCUCGGCAUCGGUUUAUUCACGAAUGCCAUUCUCGCCAUGGGCUCCGAGCGUCACAUGCCCAUUUUCCACGGAGCUUUUAAUCGCGAAGUUGUCACGUGUCUCGCCAUUACCGAAGUCUCGCACGGCAGCAAUACCAAAAGAAUUCGAACAACAGCCACAUACGAUCCAAAAACACAAGAAUUCAUCAUCAACACGCCAGAUUUCGAGGCAGCCAAAUGUUGGGUUGGAAAUUUGGGCAAAACAGCAACAAUCGCUUUGACGUUUGCCAUUCUUUACACGCCCGAUGGACAAAAUCACGGUUUGCACGGGUUUUUGAUACCAAUUCGCGAUCCAAAUACGUUCCAACCGUAUCCGGGAGUGACUGUCGGCGACAUUGGGGAGAAAAUCGGGUUGAAUGGCAUCGAUAAUGGCUGGGUGAUGUUCAAUAAUUACCGGAUUCCGCGAAUUAAUUUGCUAAAUCGCACGGGAGACGUCACGGAAGAGGGAGUUUAUGAGAGUGUUUUUACCGAACCGAGCAAAAUGUUGGGCGCAGCGUUGGAAUCUUUCUCUGCGGGACGUUUGGGGAUCAUGCAAGAGUCGUCGAACACGAUUUCGCAUGCAGCGGUGAUUGCAGUUCGUUAUGCGGCGUUGAGGAAACAAUUUGGUUACGAGAGAAAUGGGAAGGAAGUACCAAUUAUCGAGUAUCAAAUGCACCAAUGGAGAAUUUUUCCGUACCUCGCAGCUGCUUGCGUAAUGAAAGUUGCCGUUUUUGAGUUGACCGAAAUUUAUUUAGAAACCAUACAAAAAUCUCAGAAGGAACAAAAUGGCUUCGAAAUGCUCUCACAAGCUGUUGCUGAAAUCCACGCUUUAGUGACGUCAUCGAAGGCGAUAUCGACAUGGACCACUCGUGAUGCCCUCCAAGAGUGUCGAGAGGCUUGCGGAGGUCACGGAUUCUUAAAAGCUGCCAAUUUAGGAGAUUUGCGGAACAAUCAUGAGCCAAGUGUGACGUACGAGGGCGAUAAUAACGUCUUGGGACAACAAGCAUCGAACUGGUUGCUGCGUCAAUGGAACGAAAAAGUCGAAAGUCCCUUUGGAAUUGCCGAAUUUAUCAAUCGGAGGGACGAAAUUCUGCGACAAACCUUCGAACAGAGUAAAAUUUUGUAUGGCGGAGUGACAAUUGAAUUUCUUUUACAUUGCUACGAAUGGUUGAUGUGUCAUUUACUCACAAAAAUUGCGGCGGAAAUGAACGACGCGAAGAAAAAUGGAAAGAAUCUCUUCAAAACGCGAAAUGACACACAAAUUUACAAGGCGAGGACAUUAACGCGCGCUCUUGCCGAGUACUACAAUUUGCGAGUUUUUCUGAAUAGGUGCAAGAGAAAUGACGUUACGCGCGAAAUGAAGCCCGUUUUGAAGCAAAUUCAGCUGAUUUAUGGAUUGUGGUCGUUGGACAAGCAUCUGGCGACGUUCUAUAUCGGGGGAUUUGCGAAUGGCGCGGAAUUUGGGGAUUUGGUAAGAGAACAACUGCUGGAUUUGUGUGCGAAAUUUAAAGAUGUUGCAGUGACCGUUGCUGAUUCUAUCGCGCCGCCAGACUGGGUGCUGUGUUCUGUUAUUGGAAAAGCAGAUGGAAAGCUGUACGACAACCUACAAAAAGCAUUUAUGACAAACCCAGGUGCCAUGGAACGCGCUGAAUGGUGGGAGGAAAUACUUCCGCGAAAACUAAAGCUACCGGCGGCAAAGCUUUGAGUACCUUAAAAAAAUUGUCAAAAUUUUAUCGCCUGCAUGUCUUUUGCUUUAAUUAUUGAAAAAAAAAUUGUAAAUGAAUAAAAAGUUU
Culicoides brevitarsis is the source of this 2474-nucleotide messenger RNA. Its product is annotated as peroxisomal acyl-coenzyme A oxidase 3. Gene Ontology annotation, molecular function: fatty acid binding; FAD binding; pristanoyl-CoA oxidase activity. The transcript is spliced from 7 exons. Gene Ontology annotation, biological process: fatty acid beta-oxidation using acyl-CoA oxidase; lipid homeostasis. Lineage: Eukaryota; Metazoa; Arthropoda; Insecta; Diptera; Ceratopogonidae. The coding region runs from base 302 to 2386 and encodes 694 amino acids. The record is from RefSeq and is a predicted model, not a curated record. Gene Ontology annotation, cellular component: peroxisome.